UUGUGGGAAAACAGAACUUUCUUCUCACCGUUCCCAACUAAAUUUGCAGGUAAUUGAAAAGAAUUAACAAAAGUAAGAGUAUUUAUGCCAUUGUGUACUGACAAACCCAUACGCAGAUGAUAAGCUGUUACGAAUAAAAAGCCAUUACGUGAUCGGACUAAGGUAAGGAUGGUGAUUUACGUCGUGCAGGCUGGUUCUGCUGGUAAAGAUGUUUGACCUUGAUGGCCCGAGGGAAGGAGAUACGGGAUCAGAAAAUAAUGAAAAGCGAAGAAGAAUUUUUAGAGGAACUGAUGUUUUACCGGUACAGAUGAAGGAGCUAUGGUGAUGGUGUGACGAAAUUGAAAAAGGAUGACAGAGAAAAUAAUUUCAUGUGGAAUAUUCUUGUGCUUCAGAGGAUUAUAUGCUCAUUAAGAAAUUCAAGGUUCUUUACUUAUUUUACUAUUCAAAAAGAAAAUGGAAUUUAUAGCCAAUCUGGAACGAUCACAGACUGCCAAAGGUCUCACACCUGAAAAUUUAGAAACACUUGAAAAGAUUUUCCAAAAUGCUGUUGGCGAUAAAAAAGAAAUUGAUAUCCAGAGCUUCAAGAAAGUUACACAGUCGAAAAAUAUGUUUUUCGUGGAGCGAAUCUUCAAUGUGUUCGAUGCUGAUAAAUCGGGCACAGUGUCCCUCGAAGAAUUCAUGCGGGUCAUGCGUUGCUUCGCUAAACAGAGUCCUGCUGAGAAACUCCGCUACCUCUUCGACGUCUACGACAUCAACAAUGAUGGAUAUAUUGAAUUCAACGAGCUGAGGAGCGUCAUCAGCGAAUGCAUGAAGGAGAACGGUCUACAGUUUGGUGAAGAAGAAACGGAUGAACUAACGCGCAUGCUCUUCGAAGAUGCGGACACAGACGGCAGUGGAACCAUUACAUUCACAGAAUUCAAGAAUCAAUUAGAGAGACAACCAGCGUUCAUGGAAAAUCUCACUCUGAGCAUAGAGAGAUGGCUGCUUCCACCCAUGAAAACAAAAAGUAGAAGUAAAUCCUCCACAAGUCUGUUUAGUUGCAGAAAAAUCAGAUGGCGCCACAUCCGGAACAACUGGACGAGUGUCGUCUAUUUGCUGUUAUAUUUCUUAAUAAAUAUUCUCCUUUUUACCACAAGAGCUUAUGAGUACAGAGAAGACAAUACUUUCGUGAUAUUAGCUAGAGCUUGCGGGCAAUGUCUGAAUUUCAACUGUGCUUUCAUUGUCAUGCUGGUGCUACGACAAAGUUUAACUUGGUUACGAACGCACGGCUUUGCACAAUACUUCCCAAUCGACCAGCACCUCUAUUAUCACAAACUCACAGGAAUCGUCAUUCUCAUUUUUAGCGUGUGGCAUACGGCGAUGCACGUUUCAAAUUUUAAUAUUUUGACUGAACAAUCGAAUAAAACUCUCCCUGAAUUUCUGACAUCCACCCACCUGGGGAUUGGAUGGGUGGGAGGCGCUGCCUGCCUUACAGGAUGGAUCUUAUUACUCAUCCUCAUAGUCAUGUGUAUUUCAGCCAUGCCUUUCGUUCGAAGAAGCGGAAAAUUCGAGAUAUUCUAUUACCUCCACCUGCUCUAUUUUGUGUUUUGGACUUGCCUCAUAUUGCAUGGCCCACAUUUUUGGAAAUGGUUUCUGGGCCCCGCCGUACUCUUCCUUAUUGAAUUGAUCGUCCGAAUAAGUCGGAACCUCUCCAGUAGCAAAGUGGCUUAUGUACAACAGGGAGUGUUGUUACCUUCCAAGGUGACCCAUUUGGUAAUAAAGAGGCCACCAAAAUUCGAUUACAGACCUGGAGACUACGUUUACAUCAAUAUACCUACCAUUGCUAAUUUUGAGUGGCAUCCUUUUACCAUCAGCAGUGCUCCAGAAUUAGAUGAUGUCAUCUGGUUGCAUAUCCGCGGUGUCGGCGAAUGGACAAACAGUUUGUACAGCUACUUUCAGCGUGAGGAUCGUGAAGCUGUUCUUAGUGACGAAUUGGUCAAGAACUUGAGUGAUCCUGCGAACUCCCUGAAAAAUGAAUCACUUGUAUCACGCGGCUUCAUCUACCAUUCCAGCUGCACAGAAACUCCUCCAGGUCUUGAUAUACCUAAAAAUUGCUCUCUGUUAUCAGCGCGAAUCAUGGACAAAGAUGACAUCAGUGUAUCAGAAAAACAUAGCUCGAAAGGUUCUGAAAUAAGACUCGAGUUGAAUGACUCUUCAUUUCUCAACCCUACGUUUUAUCCAGACAAUCUCAACCAAUCUGUAAUUGAAAUGGGAAAAGACGAUAAUACCUUUAAAUAUUCUAACAAUGGGAGUAACGAAAGUAUUACUGGUAAGGAUACUACAUCUCCUCCUCACUGGCAAAGGACGUCUUUCACGUCUUUCUCAACGAGUCGUGCCAUUCAGCAGAAAAACAAAGAAGACAUCAGAAGUAUGCUGGCGGAACACAGCAGACAUCCGACUGGGGAAGAACUCUUCUCCAGCGAUUCAAGGUUGUCCGUUAAGAGCAGACGACCCCCAAAAGGGCGAAGGAAAUCGGUGAGAGUUUCCAUGGCCAAGCAAGGACUGAGAAGGUGUCAAACUGUGAUUGUAAUGCCGACUGUCAGCGAAGAUGAUGAGGAAGAGGUAAAGACAGAGUUGGAGAAAGAUGCCCAAGCGAUGGAGGCAGAAGUGGAAGAUUUGAAAAGAGAAGUGGAAGUUGAAAAUGUUGUUGUGAGUCAGAAACCUCUAAGGGUCUUCCUGGAUGGCCCAUACGGCUCCCCAACUCGCCAUAUCUUUCAGGUUCGGCACGCAGUUUUAAUCGCCACAGGAAUUGGAGUGACUCCUUUCGCUAGCAUCUUGCAAAGUGUCAUGUACCACUAUCGUAAAUCGAAGCACACAUGUCCAAACUGUAGCCACAAGUGGUCAGAUCCCAUGCCAGUAUCCAACGUUCAUCUCAAAAAGGUGGAUUUCUUUUGGCUGAAUCGGAACCAACGCUGCUUCGAGUGGUUUGUCAAUCUUCUCAGUGAACUGGAAGUGGAACAAGCUCAGUUGAAGGAGAAAGAUCGCUUCUUGGACAUCCACAUGUACAUCACCUCCGCCUUACAUCGUAACGACAUGAAAGCAGUCGGCUUGCAAAUGGCUCUCGAUUUGUUGUACAAGAAAGAAAAGAGAGACCUCAUCACUGGACUUAAAAGUCGAACCCAGCCCGGCAGGCCCGACUGGAACAAGGUUUUUACAUCAAUUGCAGAGCAACGGAAAGGCAAAGUAACGGUUUUCUUCUGCGGGCCGAAUCAGUUGGCGAAGACCUUGCAAGCGAAAUGCGAUGAAUUUGGUUUCCGUUUUAGGAAAGAAAUAUUUUAAAUAAUUGGUUUUUUUGUUUGUUUGUUAAUUUUGUACUGUUUUUUAUAUAUUAAAAA
Argiope bruennichi is the source of this 3374-nucleotide messenger RNA. Its product is annotated as NADPH oxidase 5-like. NCBI's taxonomy places the organism in Eukaryota, Metazoa, Arthropoda, Arachnida, Araneae, Araneidae. Gene Ontology annotation, cellular component: plasma membrane; NADPH oxidase complex. Bases 454 to 3318 code for a protein of 954 amino acids. The transcript has 15 exons. Gene Ontology annotation, biological process: defense response; superoxide anion generation. Gene Ontology annotation, molecular function: superoxide-generating NAD(P)H oxidase activity; calcium ion binding. The record is from RefSeq and is a predicted model, not a curated record.